AUGCAGUUUAUGACUCCUCUGGGAGGAUCUAUUGUUGUCCAUUUUCCUUUUUCCUUAUCUGUUGUUCGUUCCUCUGGCUCCUUCUUGGUUUCUCUGCUUUUCCGUCCUUCGACGUAUUUGUCUAAGAGCCCUUGCCGAGCUAACCUUUCUAACAGGUCCUUGGCUAUCACACAUUCGUCCAUUGUGGACGUUGGGGUCCAAAUCCAGAAUCUGGAAGCGGGUAACAUAAUGCUAGACUCUGAUUUCAAUGCACGCCGGGACUUUGGUUUGGCACGCGCAAUUGAGAAUGAGAGAACCUCGUACGCAGAGUUGGAAGGAGUGGCAGGCACAAGGGGAUACAUUGCACCAGAGUGCUUGCAUACAGGCAAAGCCACGCGUGACUCCGAUGUGUACGAAUUGGGGGUUGUGUUGCUUGAAGUGGUGUGUGGUGAGCGAGCAUGGGCAAGGAUUGAGGGAUACAACUUGUUGGUGGAUUGGGUUUGGUACCUGUAUCGUGAAGGAAGGUUACUGGAUGCAGUAGAUCCCCGACUUGGGAAUCAUUAUGUGGGUGAAGAAGUAGAGAUGAUGCUGAAAUUAGGGCUGGCAUGCUCUCAUCUCAUUGCGAAUGAGAGGCCUAAGAUGCAAGAAAUAGUUCAGAUUAUAUCUGGGUUAAUGCCUGUUCCUUAUAUCCCUCUCUUCAAGCCCGCGUUUGUGUGGCCAGUGUUAAAUAAUACACUCACACCUGCCACUAUUGAUUACACACCUAUUAACACAGCCUUUUUUGCACGUUGA
Molecule: messenger RNA, 771 nt
Organism: Arachis duranensis
Lineage: Eukaryota; Viridiplantae; Streptophyta; Magnoliopsida; Fabales; Fabaceae
Product: probable L-type lectin-domain containing receptor kinase S.5
Biological process (GO): protein phosphorylation
Cellular component (GO): plasma membrane
Molecular function (GO): ATP binding; protein kinase activity
Source: RefSeq, a predicted model, not a curated record